AUGGUCAUAUUCUCUCUGCUCCUGCUGGCCUCUCUGCUGCCACACCUGACCUGCAUUGCUCGUGUGAAUGUGGGUAUAGUGAACGGCAAGGAAGCAAAACCCCACUCCAGACCUUACAUGGUGUCUGUUCAAUCAAAGGAGCAGCAUAUCUGUGGUGGAUUCCUCAUCUCUGAUAGAUUUGUCAUGACUGCUGCACAUUGCCGGAAAAAAACUCAAGCUCUGACGGUUGUGCUAGGUGCACAUAACCUACAAAAUAAGAAUGAGAAUUCAGUCCGAAUCAAAGUGAAGUCGUACCAUACCCAUCCACAAUAUACCAGCGAAUCCUUUCGUAAUGACAUCCUGCUUUUAAGGUUGGAAAAAAAUGCACAACUGAACAACAAUAUCAAGUCGAUAUCUAUACCAGCGGAAGAAGGUGAUAUCGAAGCAGAUUCUGUUUGCAGUAUCGCAGGCUGGGGACUUUUAGAAACUAAUGGCAAGCAAAGCAAUCACCUCAUGGAGACAAAUGUGAAGGUCGUGAAUAACAAGGAGUGUGAAAGCAAAUGGGGGGAGGAAGAGUUUUCAGCUUCACUGAUGAUGUGUGUAUAUGGAGAAGGAGGAAGCUGUGAUGGAGAUUCAAGAGGUAUUUUGGUUUAUGGAGACACUGCAGUUGGUGUCACUUCCUUUGGUGACCCUGAGAUCUGUAAUUCACCAGAGCGACCUGAAGUUUAUACUAAGAUUUCAGCAUAUCUUCCAUGGAUAAACAGCAUAAUUGGAAAUUUCUGUGAUGUGGAAAAUGAGUCCAGUCAUAAAAAUGAGAUUUACU
Molecule: messenger RNA, 802 nt
Organism: Labeo rohita (rohu)
Lineage: Eukaryota; Metazoa; Chordata; Actinopteri; Cypriniformes; Cyprinidae
Product: mast cell protease 1A
Exons: 5
Biological process (GO): proteolysis
Molecular function (GO): serine-type endopeptidase activity
Source: RefSeq, a predicted model, not a curated record